Molecule: messenger RNA, 312 nt
Organism: Necator americanus (New World hookworm)
Lineage: Eukaryota; Metazoa; Nematoda; Chromadorea; Rhabditida; Ancylostomatidae
Exons: 3
Coding region: 1-312 (103 amino acids)
Source: RefSeq, a predicted model, not a curated record
AUGAACCUACUGCAGCUCUCAGUCUUUGUGAUAUUGUUGGUAAUUAUGGAGAGUGAUCAGGUUUCCGCUCGGUAUGAAAGAGUGGGCAUUGUUAGCGAUCCUGUGAAACUACUUCUUCAAGAUAGUUAUUCAUCACUGAGAAGCCUCAAUGAUGAUGUACCAUACAAAAGACCAUUUAGACAGGUUUACAAACGUCGCUACUCUUCCUUCCCGCCAUCUUUCUACAGUAGCACAUUCGGCUUUGGUGAUAUGCCGGGGAAUCGAAGGCAUGUCUUUUUACCGUACGCUGAUCUUCUUUUUAAUGGACGGUGA